AUGCAACCUCCCGACAACUAUGGGCCGUAUAUCAACGGAGUCAGUUGGCCCUUGGUGGCAAUCGCCGGCUUGUUUCUAGGAACCAGGCUCUACAUCAAAACGACGGCCCAUCGUGCCAUGUGGUGGGAUGAUCACUUACUGACGGCUUCUUGGCUCAUGCUGGCUGCUUUCGCAGCAACAAACAGCUACGCCGUAUCCGUAGGCUUCGGGAAGCAUAUCGACAAGGUACCGACGGAGAACUUCGUACUGCUCAUGAUGCUUUCGUGCAUCAGCUCCAUAUUCUCCCUUCUCGGAGCCGCUUGGUCCAAGACUUCAUUCGCGCUGACGCUCUUGAGACUCACAUCGGGGACAAUGGAGUACGUCGUAUCGACCAAGUACUUGAUCUGGGGGGUAAUCAUCUCGCUGAACUUGACCCUUACGUUCAACACGAUACUACCUUUCAUCCAAUGUAAACCGAUCGCCAGAGCUUGGAAUCCGUACAUCGAGGGAACGUGCUGGGAGAGAACGGUCGUCGUCGACUACGGGGUCUUUGCUGCCGCGUAUUCGGCCACUAUGGAUUUCGUUCUGGCAAUUGUGCCCUGGCUGCUCAUUUUGAAGCUUCAAAUGGUACUGAAAGAAAAGAUUGGUGUGGCUAUAUGCAUGAGCUUAGGACUAGUCGCUGGCGCAACCUCCAUAGUCCGCGCCAUCAAAGUCCCUCAAGUCCAAUCCUACGACUUCACCUUCGAAUCUGGCAACCUCUCCAUCUGGACCGUAGCUGAGAUCGCCACAACCAUAAUGGCGACCUGCAUUCCCGUGCUCCGCGUCCUCGUCCACCGCGUCGUCAGUCCCAACCGUAACUGCUACCGGCACUCCGGGGUAGACGUGGCUUUUGUUAGUAAGCAUAAUACCACGCAUACGACUCCUAUCAUCUGCAAUGCACGGCAGCAACAUCAUGGAGGGACGGGCACGUUGACGGGGACUAAGACAAAAGAUAGUCAUGAGAGCGAUGAUGAGGAGAGGGCGAUUGGUGGGGUAGACGCGACGGCGGGAGGGAUUGUGAGGGUUGCUACGGUUAGGAUUGAUUAUGAUCGGAGGAGUAAGAUCGGGGCUCAGGUUGCGCUUGAUGAGGCGUCGCCAGAUUUCGAAAUGGAAAGGUUGCCGUCACGGUCAGAUUCGAAGAUUGUAAAGAAGUCGAAGAGUGUGAGGGAGAAAAGGCCAUGA
Messenger RNA from Pseudomassariella vexata, 1200 nucleotides. RefSeq lists its product as uncharacterized. Bases 1 to 1200 code for a protein of 399 amino acids. The record is from RefSeq and is a predicted model, not a curated record. Lineage: Eukaryota; Fungi; Ascomycota; Sordariomycetes; Amphisphaeriales; Pseudomassariaceae. The transcript has 3 exons.